Molecule: messenger RNA, 426 nt
Organism: Nicotiana tabacum (common tobacco)
Lineage: Eukaryota; Viridiplantae; Streptophyta; Magnoliopsida; Solanales; Solanaceae
Source: RefSeq, a predicted model, not a curated record
AUGGAAAUUGACCAAGAUGUGGAAGAAUUGAUAAUCAUGGGAUAUUCGGAUCUGAUCAUCCGAAAAGCUCAGGGAGAAUGGGAAACUCGGGAUAUCAAGCUCAUUCCAUAUAGGCAACAUGUGGAAGAUCUUAGCAAGCAGUUCAAGUCAGUCGAGUUUAGGUACAUUCCUCCUUUUCACAAUGAGUUAGCUGAUGCACUCGCUACCUUGUCCUCGAUGUUGCCAUAUCCAGGAAAUUUCCAUAUUGACCUGUUGGAAAUCCAAAUCCGAGAAAGGAAUGGUUACUACAAUACGGUUGAGGCAGAACUGAAUGUUCAGCCAUGGUAUCAUGAUAUCAAGAGAUUUCUGAAAACGAAAGAACAUCCCGAGCAAGCCAAUGGAGACCAAAAGAGAACUAUUAGAAGGCUUGCCAGUGGUUUCUUCUAG